Dendronephthya gigantea is the source of this 2433-nucleotide messenger RNA. RefSeq lists its product as uncharacterized. The transcript has 4 exons. Bases 1540 to 2193 code for a protein of 217 amino acids. NCBI's taxonomy places the organism in Eukaryota, Metazoa, Cnidaria, Anthozoa, Malacalcyonacea, Nephtheidae. The record is from RefSeq and is a predicted model, not a curated record.
AAUUCUAAUCAAAGCUUGCAAAUAUUGAAAACACGAAAGCUGUUUGCUUCGAUUCGUAGUUUAUCAUUACUGAUUUUGCGGUUUCAAACAUCGUUGCUUCAUCGUGGUAGAUUAGAGAUCACAAGGGGAAUGAACGUUGCCUGAAAGUGAAUCAUGUUUUGUAAGCGCAAAUAUAGUGUACUAAUUCCUUAAAGGUUUCAUCUUGAAUACUAAAUCUUUAUUAUAUUUCGUGACAAUUCGAAACAACUUUACAGAAAUGUUAAAAAUUUGCUGGCAAGUUGCGCUAUUUAUUACGGUCAAAUAUCGCUGAUCGCUGUGAAAAUUACGAUGCUGAUAUUUCGUGCCUAUUCCCCAAGGUUGACAGCAUGAAGUCAACUUAAUAUCGUUUAUGUAGUUAUGGUAUAACAAUAUGUUUCUUAAAUCAGUGAACAACCAACAUUUCCUGGUGUUGUGCAAGCAUCACUUGGUAUAUAAAUCAUGGACCAUUUUCAUCGUAGAUAAAUUGACAAAACAGAAAAAAAGUUGGGUGAAAUAAGUAAAAUCAGUAAAUAAUCAAUUUGAGAUUAGAGACUUGGAUGUUGUGAUGUACGUCAACAAAGAAUCGAGUGUAUACAUGUUCAAAAUUACGCAGCUUUAUUUUAAAGAUUUUGGAAUGAUGUUGAAGCACCUUUGUCAAGGGUUGAUUAAUGUGUAUAAUUUAUAAUAUAUAUAUGCCCGAACUUGUCUACUUUCGUUUACCUGGAAAGUGGAAAGUAAAUCUUUUCCAAGAAAUUAAUUCAUGUAGCUUUGGCAACUACGUUGUUUAGCGAGUCAAACAUUCCCACAGUUGGAUCAGCGUUGAAAACGAUAACUAUUAAGCCUGGAUCGAGCGUCACUUAUCUUAUGCGCGGAACUACGAAUUAACAAUUAACAAUUAACAAUCGAUAAUGCGGAACCCAACUGAUUAUCUGUGCUUUUAUGCGUUCAGCGCUUGACCGAGACUUUUGAUCCAUGACCUUGAACAUUUAAACUGGCGGACUAUUCUAAAUUGGAUUACCCUAUCAUAUCAAAUAUAGACUAUAAAUUUUAUAUUUCAUAUAUCCUAUCAUGAAGUGUGAGACUCAUGAAAGCAAGUAAAGAUAGCAAUAUUCUUACGGCAUCAUCGCAUGCGGCGUGUGCUGCACCUGAUGAAUGAUGUUCUUAAAAUAUUUGGCUUGUUCCAAACUAAUCGUAAUAUCAUUAUGUUAGCAUUAUAAAGUAUGAUGUAAACUCGGAGUAAAACUAAGAAAAGGCAGCUACGAUAUGACGUCAUUUUUAAAUUUUUACAUUUUCUCUACGUUAUUACUUCCGACCUAUAAAUUUUAUAUAGUUAUUAGCCAAUCACAAUGCUUUGAAUUUCUGCAUUAUACUAACUUAGAUAAACCAGAUAGGAAGGACAUUAUUUAUGCAUACGAAUAUUUUUAGAUAACAUGUAGUUAAGUGUUUAGGGGUAAUUUUAAAGAUUGGAAUUUCAAUUUACUAGAAAAGUCCUUAGAUACAUUGAAGAUUUCAGACGUGAAGAUGGCGGAACUCACUGAGAGUAUCAAUGCUGAAUUUAACGCAAUCGAACAAGAAUGGCCAAACGUACGCGACCAAACCAAAUCAAAAAUUUCGACGAUGAAAGACUACUACAGCGCCAGAAAUCCUGCGACUGAAGUUGCGGAGAAAACAGAUCGUGAUUACAAAGAUCUUAAAGAUGAUCUCGAUAGGCACAGAGACCUUGCUAGUCGUGGGUUAAACGCCCAACGAGAAUUGAAAACUCAAGUGAAUUCAAGUGCUAACCGCGUUCAAAAAUUGAUUAAAUUUGGUAAGCCUUCAGCAUUGGCCUUUCCUGUACUGGGUGCGGUGAUCGGGGCGGCUUUAGGAGCAAAAGCACCAGGGUGGGGACAAGUUGCCGCUAUUGUCGUAGGUGGGGUAGUUGGAUUUAUCUUGUUUGCUGUGGUUGCCUUAGUGCUGUAUUUUGGUGCAAAGUUGUUCUUUGUGAGACGACGAAAUCAAUGGGAAGAGGUUGAGAGGUUAAACAAGAAGGGAAUGGAGUCGGUAAGUUUAAUCGAAAAGAAGAAAAGUUGCUUGAGUGAAAUAAGGAAUUUAUUGGACGGUAUUGAGGAAGAUAACAUGCCUACUGAAAUAAAUGCUUCGGUUGACAAAAUGGCCAAGUAUUUGGAGCAACCUUAAUAACGUAUGGACUAAAUAACAAAAGUCAGUUAGACAUUACUUUAAUGCAUCUCUUUAAUUUAAUUUAUUACAGCCAUAAAACAGGCGAUUAUUUCUCGGUAUUUGCAUGGUUUUAGUAUAGUUUAGUUUUAACAUGAAUAAUCAUGAAUGAUUAAGUAUUUUAAAAUGUCUACAACAAUAUUGUAAUUUAAUUUUCAAUGCUGACGCUUGUGAACAUACUAUGUGUAAAAUGAUAAAAAA